CCCGCCCGCGCCCGCGCCCGCCGGGCCGCCGUCUCCGCCUGUCGCUGGCUCCGCGGCCGCUGGCUCCGAGGAAGCGAGGGCAGAGGGGAGGGGCAGGCGGCGCCCGGGAGGGAGGCACCGGGCCGCAGGCCAAGACGACCGGGGUCACAAUUUGGGUUUGUAGCAAAAAUGCUUUCAGAACAGACAGCAGCCCUGGGGACAGGAUGGGAGUCAAUGAGUGUUCAGCUGGAUGGAGCAGAGCCCCAGAUGGAAAGGGGAAGCCAGGAAGAGGGGCCGUGGAGAACAGCACCAGGGGCACUGGAGCACCUGUGCUGUGACCUUGAAGAGGAGCCACAGUCGCUUCAGGACAAGGCUCAGUCGGCUCCCUGGGUUCCUGCCAUUCCCCAGGAAGGGAGCACUGGAGAUUGGGAGAUGGCAGCUGCACUUCUUGCAGCUGGAUCACAGGGCCUGGUAACCAUCAAGGAUGUGUCCCUGUGUUUCUCUCAGGAGGAGUGGCGGAGCCUGGACCCUUCUCAGACAGACUUUUAUGGAGAAUACGUCAUGCAGGAAAACUGUGGGAUAGUGGUCUCUCUAAGAUUUCCAAUCCCCAAACUGGAUAUGCUUUCUCAACUAGAAGGCGGGGAAGAACAAUGGGUCCCUGACCCCCAGGACUUAGAAGAGAGGGACAUUCUGAAGGUCACAUAUACAGGAGAUGGAAGUGAGCACGAAGGGGAUACCCCUGAACUAGAAGCAGAACCUCCCAGAAUGUUAUCUAGUGUGUCUGAAGAUACCGUUCUCUGGAACCCAGAGCAGGAUGAGAGCUGGGAUUCCAUGCCCAGGAGCUCCAGAGGCAUGCUCCUUGGCCCACCGUUUCUUCAGGAAGAUAGCUUCUCAAACCUUCUGUGUAGCACAGAAAUGGAUUCCCUGUUAAGACCACACACAUGCCCCCAGUGUGGGAAACAGUUUGUGUGGGGCUCCCACCUUGCCAGGCACCAGCAAACACACACUGGGGAGAGGCCCUACAGCUGCCUCAAGUGUGAGAAGAGCUUUGGGAGAAGACAUCACCUGAUCCGACACCAGAAAACCCACCUACAUGACAAGCCCAGCAAGUGCUCUGAGUGUGGCAAGAAUUUCCGAUGCAACUCCCAUCUGGCCAGCCACCAGAGAGUACAUGCAGAAGGCAAGUCCUGCAAGGGCCAAGAGGUUGGAGAGAGCCCUGGGGCUCGGAAGCGGCAGCGCGCUCCACCAGUGCCAAAGUGCCACGUGUGCACUGAGUGUGGGAAGAGCUUUGGCCGACGGCACCACCUGGUGAGACACUGGCUGACACACACCGGGGAGAAGCCCUUCCAGUGCCCGCGCUGUGAGAAGAGCUUCGGCCGUAAACAUCACCUGGACAGGCACCUGCUGACCCACCAGGGACAGAGUCCCCGGAGCAGCUGGGACAGAGGGACAUCUGUCUUUUGAAAUCUGUUUCUGUUGCAGCUGUGGUCACAUCUUUCAACCGGUGCUACCAGGAGUCUCUGCCAGAGCUGACCCUCUCCUGCACCCCCGUGGCCAGAGUCAUGAGUCCCAGUCCAUCCCUAGAAAGAUGAGGUUCCAGCAUUGGCCAGAGUAUUUCUCUCACCAGUUCUAUGAGAUGCCACAUAAAGUAGAGUUCUUUGGGCAAAACUUUUGGGAAACAAUGCCUACUGCAUAGGCUGAUAUUCAGCCUGAGCCCAUUCUCCAGGGUACUGUAGUACCAGCAGUUUUUGGCUAAGGCCCAAACUGCUUGGAUUGGUUGGUUGGAGCUUAUGCCAUACCAGUCAUUAAAUAUUUUGAGUAUCACCCUUCCAUAACAUAACUAUUCUCU
Molecule: messenger RNA, 1828 nt
Organism: Kogia breviceps (pygmy sperm whale)
Lineage: Eukaryota; Metazoa; Chordata; Mammalia; Artiodactyla; Physeteridae
Gene: ZNF641
Product: zinc finger protein 641
Biological process (GO): regulation of DNA-templated transcription
Source: RefSeq, a predicted model, not a curated record